Molecule: messenger RNA, 3772 nt
Organism: Anguilla anguilla (European eel)
Lineage: Eukaryota; Metazoa; Chordata; Actinopteri; Anguilliformes; Anguillidae
Gene: trim59
Product: tripartite motif containing 59
Exons: 2
Coding region: 1078-2283 (401 amino acids)
Biological process (GO): positive regulation of DNA-templated transcription
Cellular component (GO): nucleoplasm; chromatin
Molecular function (GO): zinc ion binding; ubiquitin-protein transferase activity
Source: RefSeq, a predicted model, not a curated record
UUUCUAUAUCGUUUGUGGGUUAGCUUGUUUUGUGGAUUGAUUACUCUGCGGGAAAGUAUUACCCACAUGAGAAAGAUAUGAGCCUAUUUAUCGCUGAACAAUCGCAUAAAAAUAGUUUGAAAUGGCACCCUUAAAAUAUAAACGUAAAUAACUGCCCUUAAAACGGGUCUUUUCAUUAAAAUACGAAGACACGCCUCCUAAACUGUAUUAAAACGACAUAGAAAAGCGAGUUGUGUUGAUAAGCUACAGUUUGUUACUUAAAGUUUGAAGUUUCAUUAAAAUAAGUUGUAAUAAGUAAUUCUGACCGGUGUUACGGUUAUUUCAAUGGUUAAGGAUUUGUCAAAAUUGAUAUUAAAGAGAAAGACGUACGUUUGCCUUCGGUCCUCGUCUUUAUUCAGCUGUUGAUCUGUUAGUGAAGUCGAAUAGGAAAUUAUAUUCAAAUUAUAUACAUUUCUCUCAUUCUAUGUCUGGGACCAAUUUAGUUUGCAUUAAUACCUAAACAUGUGGAUAAUGCCUAACUACAGUAGCCUGUCAUUGCAAGACAACCAGAGGGAGCAUUUCGGAUAGCAGAUUCAGAAAAAAGCUUUUUAACUUAAAUUCAAUUCUUCAGGGAACCACAAAAUCUUGCUACUACUGCUAGCAAUUCGCACAACCGCUUUCCUAUGAUCCAAUCACCUUUCCGCAGAAAAGAACAAAAACAAAGCACUUUAGUAAUCCGUGUUCCAGAUAAUCUUCCUAAAACAGUGCGGCCAUUUAAGGAGAGGCCACACCGUUCGUGGACUUUGUUUAUGCUUUUGCGGCUGCGCUAAAUUCUAAUCUUAGCAUUGUUGCAUAGUUUUCGCUAAUGUAUUGUAUAAUGCCCUCAGUGCUGGUACCUGAUAGUUCCAAAUGGGUCCACACACUACUGGAGUUGUGCUGAACAAAUCGACGAGUUAAAAUAGGUUUCACGGAGACUCGCGAAUCAUUAGACCCAAGAGCGAGGACAGCUUCGUGUGUGAGUCUGCCUUUAGAACAGAAGCUCAGCUGCAGCCCCGCAGAGGAGAACCCGAGGCCUGGGCUUCGCCCCCGCCCCCGGUCAUGGACGACCUGGAGGAGGACCUGACGUGCUCUGUGUGCUACUCGCUGUUCUGCGACCCGCGCGUGCUUCCCUGCUCCCACACCUUCUGCAAGGCCUGCCUGGACAAUGUGCAGCAGGUCUCCGGAGCCUUCUCCACCUGGCGCCUGCUGCGGGUGCCCCUCAAGUGCCCCAACUGCCGCAGCGUGGUGGAGCUGCCCCCUACGGGCGUGGAGGCCCUGCCCGCCAACGUCUCCCUGCGCGCCAUCAUCGAGAAGUACCAGCGCGACUCCUGGCCCCGCCCGCCCUUCUGCCCGCAGCACCCCCUGCAGCCGCUCAACGUGUACUGCGUGCAGGACCGCCAGCUCAUCUGCGGGCUCUGCCUGACGGUGGGCGGGCACCAGGGCCACGCCAUCGACGACCUGCAGGCGGCGCUGGCGCGCGAGCGGGGGGCGGCGGCGCGGCUGGUGGAGCGGCUGACGGACGGGCGCUGGGCGGAGCUGUGCGCGCGGGCGGAGCGGGCGGAGCAGGAGCGGGCGCGGGCCGAGGGGCAGCUGCGCCAGGACCGCGAGGCCGUCGCCCGCUUCUUCCAGGGCCUGGAGCAGACGCUGGCGCGCAAGAGGCACGCCUUCAGCGCCGCCCUGGACGCCGCGGAGGCGGAGCUCGGGCGCGAGUACGAGCCAAUCCUGGAGCGGCUGAAGGGCAUGAAGGAGGAGCAGCUGGAGCUGCUCUCCGACGGCGCGGCGGUGGAGGAGGAGGAGGCGCCGCUGGCCUACCUGCAGAAGGUGCACGCGCUGCGGGAGCGGGUGGAGGCCCUGAUGGACACGCCCCUGCCCCAGGUGCGCCCGCUGUGCGUCUGCCCGCGGGCGGCCGACUUCCUGGAGCAGCAGUGGGCCGGGGUGACCCUCUCUGAGCUGGAGCAGCGCCCCGUCCCGCGAAUCGCCUGCUGCCACGACAGCCGCCACCGCAAGGAGGCCCCGCCCCCCUGCCCGGAGGCCCCCCACCUCUCAGCCGCUCUCCUGAUUGGUCUGCUCGCCCUGCUCAUCUCGCUGUGCCUCGGUCUGAUUGGCUUUCCUCAGGUGUUUGAGCAGGCAGUCAGAGACGCCGCGCUGUGCCUCGCCUCUCUGGCUGCAAACCUGCAGCUCCAGUCCACGUCCCUCCUCUCCUCCCUCUCAGACACAGCGGCUCAGUACCUGGCCUCCAUCGCCGAGAUUUUAUUUGUUUGGUGAUUCAUUUUUUAUUGGGUCAUUUUUUUAAAGUGAAGAGAACUACAUAGAAUAGGGACUUUCAGAAGAUGUUCAGUUUAUAUCAUGAUAUAAGAGCAAAAUAGUGCAUAUUUUACUGUCUUUAUCAAGCUAAGAUGUCUUCUGUACUUUCUGUAGUAAGCUUGCAUGUGUGUUUUUAAUUUUCUUUGGGGGGGGGGGGGGGGGGGUACAAUGCUGGUAUUGUUAUUAUAAUAUAACAAUUAUAGAGUCUGGGCUAACUAAUCAUAGGGCUCCUUCCGAUCACUUUUUUAAAAAAAAUUCAGUUACUCUAAAACAUCGGAGCACAAUUCGGAAGGUAGCGAGAGCUUCGGAACACGUGGAGUUGAAGUCUGACGUGGAGCUCGCUUUGUUUCUGCUGGACAGAAUCGAAAUUUCAGCACUAAUUUAGCUCGACUUGCUGGUAUCCAGGCGGUUAAGUUAGCUUCAGUGAAUGUAGCCAUUCAUUCAGUGGCUAGCACUUAGAGGGAUGCAGUGUUUGCUACAUUAUGUGCAGUAGGUUGUUAGGUAGUUUACGUAGGCUAGCUAGGUAAGUUAACAUUACCUGUCGGAUUGAUCACUUUAGCUAGAACCUGCUUUCAUCUCUCUGCUCUGUGAAAGGCCCUUUUGUAAAACGUCCAGCAGAGUACCGAAUUGGGGACAGGUGUAUCCGGUAACUGUUGGUUACCGUCUCCCAGACUCUUCAGACUGUGUUCAACAAUUUACAUGUAUAAAAAAUAAUUUGCUAACAUUAGGCAUCACAAACCACCGGGUAGAUGGCCAAUUAGACUAGCUAGUGAAUUUAGCAAAACCAGCAUUCAUUCGAUGCUGAACUCCGUGACUAAAUGGAAAGCUGUACCUAGAAAUGUUUUUGCAUGUUCACGGUGAGGUGGGCGUGGCCAACGGACGUUAUGAUUUUAAAGAAGUUUUCAUAACGUCCUGAGCAAGACACCUAACCCCUAAUUGCUCCCAACGAGCUGAUUGGUACCUUGCAUGGCAGCCUUUCACCGUUGGUGGGUGAGUGUGUGUGAAUGGGUGAAUGAGAGGCAUCAAUUAUAAAAAGCGCUUUGGAUAAAAGUGCUAUAUAAAUGCAGUCCAUUUACCAUUUGGUAGUUUUAGUUAGCUGGUGUGUAGCUUUAGCCUGGCCAUACAGCGAUGUGGGGCAGUUUCCCGUGGGUCUCAUGGUCUGGGGCAGCGGGAUAGUGCUGUAAGACCCUGCAGAAGCAGCCUGUACCCUUAUAGUCUAACCCGAUUAACACAAGCUGCUGAGUAAUAUGGGUCAGCUCUGCUUUUAUUACAAAUAAACCAGAGUGCAGCAGUCAGUAGACCAGGAAAGGCCUCUAAUGAAACGCAUUCACGCCAUCUGAUCUGCCACUGUAAAGUUCCCUCUCAACGAUUCCAACUUCGAACUGUUUUUACUAUGUAGUAAAAAAUAAUGUAUUUUCAAAAUUUCCAAUAAAAUCAUCUUUUCUGAUCA